UUGACCUUUAAAUGCCCGAGAAAAUGAAGCGGAUUUUGUGGCUCCACAAACUCCUCACGGGCUUUUUCGAAAAUAUGCUUAAUUUUCUCAUUCUUUUUCCUAAUCAUCGUCUCUCCUCUCUCUUCGAUUCAUCGCCAAUGGUUCUCUGAAAGGAUCAGUAUCGCAGAAAUUUGAUCGCAAUUUGUUGUACAUUUGGUGUUGUAUUGUGUAUUAUCGGCAAUGGCGGAAGGCCAUGGAGUUGGGCAUUCGAGAGAGCUCGACGAGACGCCGACCUGGGCUGUGGCCUCCGUGUGUGCCGUCAUCAUCUUGAUCUCCAUUUUGAUGGAGAAAGGUCUCCACCAUCUCGGAGAGUGGUUUACUGAAAGACACAAAAAGGCUAUGUUUGAAGCUCUUGAAAAGAUUAAAGGGGAGUUGAUGGUUCUUGGAUUCAUAUCCUUAAUUCUCACAUUUGGACAAAAUUACAUCAUUCAAAUUUGCAUACCUGAGAAAGCUGCAGAUACUAUGUUGCCUUGUCGCAAGGAGGAAAAACCAGAAAUUGGAGGGGGUGAAGGAAAGGGUGAGCAUGCUGGUGGGGGUGGUAAAGGGGGAGAAGCCCAUCACAGAAGGCUUUUGUGGGACACACUAAUGGUGAUUUAUUCGAAUCGUAGACAAUUAGCAGAGUCAUCAGCACCUAACUGUCAUAGGGGAAAGGUACCACUUAUUUCUUUACAUGGUCUGCAUCAGUUGCACAUCUUCAUAUUUUUCCUAGCGAUCUUUCAUGUAUUGUAUAGUGCCCUUACAAUGACUUUGGGAAGAGAAAAGAUUAGCAGCUGGAAAGAAUGGGAAAAAGAGACCUUGUCAGCUGAUUAUGAAUUCUCAAAUGAUCCAGCAAGAUUUAGAUUGUCACAUGAGACAUCAUUUGUGAGACAACAUUCCAGUAUUUGGAACAAAGUGCCAUUCAUAUUCUACAUUGUUAGCUUCUUUCGUCAAUUCUUUAGAUCUGUGAGGAAGGCCGACUAUCUAGCAAUGCGUCAUGGUUUUAUCACAGUUCAUCUAGCUCCUGGUAGUAAAUUUGAUUUCCAAAAGUACAUAAAAAGAUCACUGGAGGAUGAUUUCAAGGUUAUUGUGGGUAUCAGUCCUCUUCUAUGGCUUUCAGCAGUGAUGUUUUUGCUUCUGAAUGUGAAAGGAUGGCAUACCUUAUUUUGGAUAGCAGUCAUACCUCUUAUUACAAUCUUAUCUGUGGGAACUAAGUUGCAGGCUAUUAUCACUAGGAUGGCUCUUGAAAUUAAAGAGAGACAUGCGGUUGUCCAGGGAAUUCCUCUUGUACAGCUUAGUGAUCAUCAUUUUUGGUUUGGACGCCCUCAGUUCAUUCUAUUUCUAAUUCACUUUACAUUGUUCCAGAAUGCUUUCCAGCUAAUAUAUUUUAUAUGGAUAUGGUACGAGUUUGGAUUGAACUCCUGUUUCCAUGACAGUAGUAACGCCAUGAUUGCAAGACUCUGUCUUGGAGUCAUAGUCCAAGUUCUGUGCAGCUAUACUACACUUCCUCUGUAUGCACUUGUAUCUCAGAUGGGUUCGCAAAUGAAAAUAUCCAUCUUCGAUGAGCAGACAUCCAAGGCAAUCAAGAAAUGGCAUCAAACAGCCAUGAAGAAAAAGAACCCAAAGGGUUCACCAAAUGCAAGCCCCCCUGGAAGUCCAAAGGCAGUAGCUAUGCACCCAAUUCAUGACCCAACUUCUGCAGUAGCAGCCACUGUUGCCUCAACCUCAGCGGUCGCUUCUAAAGACAUCCUCAGUGGAACAACUGAACUGCAGCUCCUUGCAGUAGAACGGGUGAAAGAAGAAUACCAAAUAAUUGAUCUUUCAUAACUGUAAUACACAAUUCUAUUUAUUUUUCUUUUUUAUGGGAUGCAAUGUAAGUAGAUUCUUCUCAUCAUGACUACACAAACUCAAUAGGAAAGAAACAAACUUCUCUAUGAAAUAUGUUAUUAAAUUGUGUUGAUUCCCAUUUAUUACUCUUUUUGGUGAAUCUAGAGAUAAUAUUAUGGAA
Molecule: messenger RNA, 2023 nt
Organism: Zingiber officinale
Lineage: Eukaryota; Viridiplantae; Streptophyta; Magnoliopsida; Zingiberales; Zingiberaceae
Product: MLO-like protein 9
Exons: 16
Coding region: 220-1842 (540 amino acids)
Biological process (GO): defense response
Cellular component (GO): membrane
Source: RefSeq, a predicted model, not a curated record